UAUUGACAUUGUUUAAACACAAUCCCACAACAAGCAACAUACAUAGUGAUGUUUUAUAUGAAACAAUAUUGAAAGAAUUCUUGAAGGACAGUUUCUCCAAAAAUAAUCUGAAAAGAUGUCUGAGGCCGCCCCGUCAGGAUCAGCUUCUGAGUUUGCAGCUAGUGAGAUGCCGCCUUCAGUGGGCCAAGCAUCCCCGGGAGGCUUCCCUCCGUACCCGCCAUACGCCACAGAGCCAGCGCCGCCUUCUGUGGCUGACACCAUCAUGGCGGGUCGAGAUCUUCGCGUUCAGCACAAGCAAACCCCCAAGAGAUAUGUAAGACCGCCGCCAAAACCAGCCAGACCCAGAGGACCAAAGGCAACAGAUGUGAAGCUGUCAGCUCGGGCUUCUCGAGCUCAUGCUCGCUGUUUGCGUCGGCACGGCGCCGUGCUAACUGAUCGACUUGAACGAAUGGCCAAGCCGCUUAGAAGAAAUAUUAUUUACUUAUGGAGAGAACAUGCAGAAAUAUUACCACCUGACACUAUUUCUCGUUUGCGAGGUAUGUUGGAUGCUGAUGAACCUUUCAAACCGGAUCAGGCCUACGAAUACUUCGUCAAUCUACGAAAGACUAAGAAGAAAACUGCCAUAACACGGGGAGUGAAUCAAGUCAAGAAGGACAUGUUGGCUAUGUGCGAAGACAAGCGGUUCGUGUGGGCUCGGAAUGCUACAGUUGCUUUCGCUCGUGGAAUCCAACAACGACUGUCAAGGCCUGGUGCCUAUGCUCUAGCAGACGGGAUGUUGCGCUUAUCAAAUAUUAUAUUGGAUGACAUUUGCUCGCACAUGCACACCAGGACUCCUUCCAGACGCUCUCAACAUCCUAAAGCGAAGUUUCUGAUGGAGAUGUCGGAUAAAGUCGCUGUUUGGAUCGACGAAAUCCUGGCCGAAAGUGAAGACCGCAUGUUGAUGAUGGACUUUGAUGAAGAUGAAGAUUUUUUGGCAGCGGGUGAAGCAGGAAACAUUGGAUUCACAGACGACUUCCUUAACAUGAUGGGCGAUUCCUUAAAGCAAACUAUUUUUUUUUUGAAUUUUAAAGGUGAGAUGCUCGAGGCCUUCAUGAUAUUGAUCGAUUCAAUGUAUCAGAAUUCAAAUGAGCAGUUGUUGUCACACGGAAAAUUUCAACAAACAUACGGAGAGGCCGCCGACGAACUGAAACAAGCGACGGACUUCGAGGCUACAGAGUUCAAUACUACAUUGGCAAAAAAGUUAAAAGAAGAUCUCGCCGCUGUCGCUAAACCAAACACACCGGAAAAAAUUGAACCAUUUAUGAAAGAUAUUGUGGAUAUUUGUUCAAAUUAUUUGGCACAAAACGCAGAGUUUAACAAGGACAAAGGACCUGCAUUUCGUUUAUUGGUGAAGGCUAUGCAUGGAAAAGGGAACGAACAGCUAUAUGAUAAAGGCAAAGCGAAACGCACUUACAGCGAAGGGGCGACAGAAUUGGAAAAAUCGCGUGGUUUAGAAAGUGACCACGACGACCCUAACUUAUCGCAAGAAAUUCAUUCAAAUCUUUCCAAGCUGGUUGAUCAACAAACACCAGCAGAACUGAAAACAGAUAUGACGGAGACGUUAGAUAUAUCUUCUAAGUAUUUAUCCCAAUGUGCGGUGGACCAAAUUGAACGCGGUCCGGCGUUUGACAUUUUGAUAAAAGAAUUGGAAAAUAACGGAGGAGAAGCAUUCACUCCUGAUUUUGAAGUGUUAUCUUCAAAAUUUGCUGCCGCUUACGUAUUAAAGUCAGCCCCCGGUCUAAGUGGGGUCAAACCGGACCCCAAAACCGCACCUUUGUUCGCGGCUGAGCUCCAUAAGGCAGUCGCUACAGUCACACCGAAGGGUUUGGCUAACGAUAUGCAAGAGGUUGUUGAAAGAUGUGCAAAUUACUUGUCCGCCUUUGUGAGAGAUAGAGACAAGGCUGUGCAAUCAUUAAUCAAGAUGAUGAAAGAAAAUCCGAGUAAAGAGCUUGCCAAAAGGGACAACUAUUCAAUGAAUUAUGGCAAGGGCGCUGAGGAGAUUCAAGCAGCGCCUGUCCUCAUUCCAUUUACGCCGAUAAAAGAUAUUGCUGACGAAGCAAAAGUCAAGUUACACAAAGACAUGGAAGCUAAUACACCACCUGACAUGAAACUGCCAAUGCAAGCUGUGAUACAGGACGCAUCCAAAUAUUUAUCGCAGCCGACUGCACUCAGAAGUGGUGUGGCUGGCGAAAGAUAUCCUUUAAACUUCUUAUCGGCAGCAAUGAAGUCUCUAGGGUCUAGACCGUUGUCCAAAUACAAAUCGUAUGGGCAGACUUAUGAUGAUGGCGGUGAAACAUUAAAAUAUGUCGGUCCGUUAGAGUAUGAUCCUAAAGCCGAUGAUUUAAAAUAUCAAAUAGCGUCCGAAUUGCAACGCGGAGUUCCAACUAGGGUGGCGCCGACAAUCACUUCCAACAUUAGCAAUACAAUGGACGAUGCAAGUAAACAUUUAGCGAAGGUGGCUUACGAAAAAGGUGAAGCAUUAGAACAUUUAGUUAAUUUGAUGAAAGAAGAAGGUGAAGCUCCUUUAGGAAAAAUACAAGGAUACCAGCAGACUUACAAGGAUGGCGCCAGGAGGAUAGAAAAUGCGCCCACGUUGGCGAACGAUAAGGUUGAUAAGGGUGUAUACGAAUCUGUGAGGAGAAAACUAACAAAUCUAACAGAAAAGAAACCGGAACCAGAGCUGGCUAAGCAAAUGCCCGAAAUUGUCGAUGAGUCGUCUAAGUUUUUGGCAGCUCCUUUUCCUGAAAACGAACAGGAAAAGAGACAGGUUCUAGCCGACCUCAUGGCGCGGAAAGAAAAUGAAAUAUUGGGCAAGGACGGCCUCUAUAAAAUAACGUAUACCGAAGGUGGUGAAGAAAUAUUGAAGGCACCGACCGGAGACAUUAAGGCUAAAGAUGAGACAAAAAAACAACAAUUACUGCAAAAAGUUAGGUCUGUUAUACCGGAUAAAAAAUUACAAGAUGUGUUAAAAGAGCCGGCAAAUGAAGGGUCAGCCCAUCUAUCUAAUCUUAUACCGGGAAGAGCCGCUGCAAUGAAAGUUCUACAUGAUGGAAUGAAAGAAGACAAGGAUGCAGACUUUCUCACUGUUGGCAAAUUUUCUAAAACUAACGGUCAAACGGCAGACAUGUUGGCAUCAGCAGAACAUUUUGGGGGUCAAAAUCCCUCCCCAAUUUUAGUCGACAAAGCAGAGGAUAGUAUGAGAAAAAUAUCAACUGAAAAGGCUUCUGGAAUAGCGAAAGAUUAUCUACCCGAAACUACGGACAUCUCUGUAAAAUACAUAGCUGGGGUUGCAACUGAAGAAUGUGGUUUGGAUGCAAAAGGUCUCGCAGACUGGAAAAAAUCUGGAAAAUCGAGUCAAAAAGUACAAGCGACCGGAGAAUCUGAUGAAGAACGAAGACGGAGGGAGGAAGAAGAUGCGGUUGCGAGAAGACGGCGAGCAAUGAAAGGAAUCUCUGGUGGGAGGAGAGGUGAUGGUGAGUUUGAUCCUGAGCGUGAGGCGGCCCUUGGAGUACUCCACCGUCAGCUAAAGUCCCGUGGAGGCGAGGUUUUCUAUAAACAACCGCAUGCAGAGCUCACUCACACCCAAGCUUCUGAUUGGCUUUCUAUGAAACCCCCGAUGAAAGUUGAUAAGUCUGUGAAAGAAUCCGGUGAUACCGCUCGUCUACAUAAGAAGUUUGAGAGGAAACUUAAUGUUCUCGUCAGUAAACAUACCCCCGACGAGAUGUACGACGCUAUGCAGGAUGUGGUGAUCGAAUGUUCGCGGAUUCUGUCCGAGUACUUCGUUUCAAAGAGUUAUAAGGCUUUGGUACAAAUUGCUCUUAUAUCAGAAAUGCAAAAACGAGGAAAUGAAAUUCUUGUAGAGGUUGAGGGUGCCGCGGAAACAUUCUUCUUUGCAGCACAAAGGUUAAAGAAAGCGAAGUCAUUGGAGGUGAAAGAGCCGUGUUCCCAAGUGUCCUAUACCUUGACGAAAAAGUUGGAAGAUAUGAUAAGAUGCAGAUCAAUGGCACGCAAAUUGACCUCGGCGAUGAAAGAUCAUAUUAAAGACGCCUCAGAUUAUUUGUCAGCGUGUGUAACUAAACCUGAUCAAGAAAUUGAAGCUUACGUGUCGCUGCUAAAUGAAAUGGAGACUGCUGGGGAAAGCCUUUUAAUUAAGGGAAACAUACCAAAGACUUAUAAGGAUGCUGCUUGCUAUCUACGACAGUUGACAUCUUAUGAAGAUCAUAUAGGACUCCCCAAUAGUUCGUUGCAAUCAACAACAGAGGGAAAGCUUAAAACUUUAAUGUCGAACGAUACUACAAACAAAAGUGUUAUGAAUAGUGUGAUAUCUGAUUCCGCUCGUCUUCUCGUGUCUUACAUAAUGUUGCAAGUAAUAAAGACUGAAGCAUUAAAAGUUUUAAUAGAGAAUAUGGAUAAGGCGGGAAGCAAUGUUCUGUUACGGCACGGUACUCUUAGAAAGACUUAUAGUGACGGCGCCGAUUUAUUACGACCCAAGACGGCCGAUGAAAUAAACGUGCUUAGCGCAGAUCCCGUCGUGGCUAGGAAAAUACAAAUAAAAUUACGGAAUAUCAUGUAUUCAUGUACACCAGAUAAAUACAAGGAAUACAUGGAUGAUGUGAUAGAAGAUGCGACCAUGUAUCUAGCAGUUCACUUCUUACAACCAAAGUUGAUCAAGGUCUGCAAAUGCAUGAAGAAUGUGUUCGUCCAAUGUGAACUUUGGUGCGACGAGAUUCUCCGUCGUGUAGCUCGUCCGUGUUGCACAUGUUCAAGGCACGUGUCGGCGCAGGCUCUUGCGGAGCUGGUGGGACUGACGGGCGGUGCACAACCUUUACGGAUCAGCCCUGGGUCUUCGAGGGCUUUUGCUCCCGGGAUUGAAAUGUCCAUAACUCAGUGCCCGUCCAAACGGAGUGCAUUACAGAAAGCUCAGAGGGGACCGUGUCCCGCUCCUGACAAGACAGAUGAAUGUAAUAUCACAACCUCAUACCUUCUAUAUUCGACGGAACCCACCGGGCGUCACCAUUUUAAUAAAUAUGUUAGUAAGCUGGAGAGUCCGACCGCUGACUAUUUUGGCACAAAUGUUCCACCGACAACACCAGCUCCAUCCGUCGCGAAAAUCCUAACUCAAGAAAUACAAACUAUAAAUACAUGUGAGGAUGCUAACAAGAUGGAACAGGAGACUUCAACGCCCUCCUAUUACACUCCAAUGAGCAAUAACUUGGAAUCAGUAUCCACGAAGUCAGAAACACAAUUUUGGCAGACACCAACAACAAUGUUUGCAAAAGUACACCCUAAUAUCGAUUUAUCACAUAUUCCAUCAACUAAGCCUGUCAGGGAGUCGAGAAGGUUAUCAGUGUCAAAACGUGGAUAUAGUUCUAGAGCGCCAAUCGUAACUACUGACGAAAUGAGUGAUUGGCAUGCAAUGAUGGUAAGUCUGAUGUGGAACGUUCAGGCUUGGCGUGAAUGGAUACAAGAGAACAUAGACCGCGCCAUCAAUUAUGAGAGUCAACCCAAUCUUACACCAGAACAAGCGAAGCAAUCUUGGCAUACAUUUCAAAGGAGGAUUGCAACAGAAUCUCUUCAAUGGAGACAAUAUAACAAUUUUAGCCACCAAUUGACUCUUCGUUUGGCUUUAAGAUAUAGGGACAAGAAAAUUGUUUCGCCAACACGAGCUACAGUAAAAACUGAAGCCUACAUGGAAUGUCAGGAAGAGAUGUUGGAUAUCAUCAAAAUGUUUCAUAGAUGGACUCAAUGGAUCACAUUAAUUAUUAAAGAAACUGAUGAUAUAAAAAGCACCGGUGAAUCGGAAUUAUAUUUACAUGAAUUAAAGUGGAGACAUUUCAAGAUGAAGGUAGAGGAAUAUAUGAAUGAUUGGACUAAGUAUAACACUCAUUUAAAAGGUUGCUGGGAACAAAAGUACAGGACACUCAUUGAAGAGUGGUUACCGUCGUGGGGCGAGCCCGGCCCAGUUUGGGUGGUAAGUGCUUGCGGAGCUGUACCAAGUGGUGCGGUGGCGGCUGGAGUGUACGACGGGGAAGUUAUCUGGCUAGCGAGAAGCACACACAGGUGCAACGUUCUACCAGCUGCCUUGCAUCCCUCGAAGCAUUCUUGUGUUAUUUACGCGGACGGAGCUGUGCACUAUUAUACAAAAUACCAAGUGAUGUGUAACGCUAAUGUAUCGUGGGUUGCUUGGAGGGCGGAGACGGUUGUGGAGGAAGCGUCUACGGCGGGGUCCAUGGCGGCCCGCGCUGUGAAAGUGGCACCGGGGGUACUUAUAGGGCGAGUUCACUACAGAGGUUCGCAUCUCGUAGGUGCGGUUCAUGCACCAGCCAACCGCUGUCAUGUUGUAAUAUUUGGACGACCCUUCGCCUUCAACUGUUAUGAGCUAUUGGUUGAGGCUCAAGAUGACUGACAUGCAAAAAUUGCGUUUAGGUUUAGUUGUAAUUAUAAAAACUGUUUAUAUUUAAACAGAGAAAUUUUGAGAAUGAACUCGAGAAUCGUUCUCCUUAUUCGCGGACAUUUUUAUCUCAGAUUUUUUGCCUUUGAUUUUGUGGAAUGUGAAUUGUUAUGUUGCAAUGAAUUUGUGUAAUAUUUUUGAGGUUUGAUAUGGUAUAUAUAUAUAAUGUUUUUGAGGGGUUGUGAAUUU
This is a messenger RNA of Danaus plexippus (monarch butterfly), 6679 nucleotides long. RefSeq lists its product as uncharacterized. The record is from RefSeq and is a predicted model, not a curated record. NCBI's taxonomy places the organism in Eukaryota, Metazoa, Arthropoda, Insecta, Lepidoptera, Nymphalidae. The coding region runs from base 116 to 6445 and encodes 2109 amino acids. The transcript is spliced from 57 exons.